Passer domesticus (house sparrow) is the source of this 4984-nucleotide messenger RNA. It is a transcript of the gene TRPC7, whose product is annotated as transient receptor potential cation channel subfamily C member 7. NCBI's taxonomy places the organism in Eukaryota, Metazoa, Chordata, Aves, Passeriformes, Passeridae. The transcript is spliced from 13 exons. Gene Ontology annotation, molecular function: store-operated calcium channel activity; inositol 1,4,5 trisphosphate binding; protein binding. Gene Ontology annotation, cellular component: plasma membrane; cation channel complex. Gene Ontology annotation, biological process: single fertilization; regulation of cytosolic calcium ion concentration; calcium ion transmembrane transport. Bases 788 to 3403 code for a protein of 871 amino acids. The record is from RefSeq and is a predicted model, not a curated record.
CCUGCUGUUACCACUCAGAAUGGGGUGCAGAACGACGCCCCAGUGCUCCUGGAUGCAGCUUGAAGUUGUUCUGGCAGCUCUCCUCUGCCACGCAAGGGAGGGGAGUGAUUGAACUGACUGAUUAUUUUGCGUUGUUGCUUUCACACUCCCUUUCCCUCCUCUCCUAGCACACGCACACACACAGCCCUUCUCCGCCGCUUCCUAAAAGGCAAGGUCUCCUAGGUAAGGGAUCAGGCAAUCCCAGCCUGGGCAUGGCAGGCGGCGAGAAGCGGCUCCAGCCUCUCGCAGAGCGGGGCGGCACCGCCGGCUGAGGCUGGCAUGAGGGGAGAGCCGCGCGGAGCCCCCCGCCCGCCGGGCGGCCCGCAGGCAGCCCUGCCCUCCCCGGCAAGCUUCUCUCGCCACGCCUGCUCCGGGGCAGCCCCUGGGAGGGCUCCGGGCUGCUCGCCCACCUCCGCCUGAGAAAGGGGCGCGCCCAGAGCAGCAUCGCAUCCACACCUCCGGGAGGACAGCGGCGUGGCAAGGAGAGGGAGGGAGGACGAGGAGGACAACGCAACUCUCAUGCCAACCUCGCAGCCGGCUCUUCCUCCGGGAGGCGAAUCCCGGGCGCUCGCGGGGAGCCGUGCCCCGGCAGCGCCGAGGGGAUAAGGAUGAGAGGCUCCGGCGGCGGCUGCAGCACCGCGGACAGCGGGCGGGCCGAGCGGCACCGCGGCCUGCGCCCCGCGGCCUCGGGCCCGCCCCGGCCCUGAAGCGGAGCCUGCCCCGAAGCGGAGCCUGCCCCGACGCGCACAUGUUGAGACACAGCAAUUCUAAAGACAUGCAUCGGAGGCACGCCACCCUUCGGGAGAAGGGCCGGCGCCAGGCCAUCCGGGGCCCUGCCUACAUGUUCAACGAGAAAGGCACCAGCCUCACGCCAGAGGAGGAGCAUUUCCUCGACUCCGCGGAGUAUGGCAACAUUCCCGUCGUGCGAAAAAUGCUGGAGGAAUCCAAAACCUUGAACUUCAAUUGUGUCGAUUACAUGGGACAGAACGCCCUCCAGCUGGCCGUAGGGAACGAGCACCUGGAAGUGACAGAGCUGCUCCUCAAGAAGGAGAACCUCGCCCGAGUCGGGGAUGCCCUUCUGCUAGCCAUCAGUAAAGGGUACGUGCGCAUUGUGGAAGCAAUACUGAACCACCCGGCCUUCGCGCAAGGACAGCGCCUCACGCUCAGCCCCCUCGAGCAGGAGCUGAGGGAUGAUGAUUUCUAUGCGUACGAUGAAGAUGGAACUCGGUUCUCCCAUGACAUUACCCCCAUCAUACUUGCUGCCCACUGCCAGGAGUAUGAAAUUGUUCACAUCUUACUCCUAAAAGGUGCACGGAUUGAAAGGCCACAUGACUAUUUUUGCAAGUGCAAUGAAUGUAUGGAAAAGCAGAGGAAAGACUCCUUUAGUCACUCUCGCUCAAGAAUGAAUGCCUACAAAGGAUUAGCCAGUGCUGCUUAUUUGUCUCUGUCCAGUGAAGACCCUGUCCUUACUGCUCUAGAGCUUAGCAAUGAACUGGCCAGGCUAGCCAACAUUGAAACUGAAUUUAAGAACGACUAUCGGAAGUUAUCUAUGCAAUGCAAGGACUUUGUGGUGGGGGUGCUGGACCUGUGCAGAGACACUGAGGAGGUGGAGGCGAUUCUGAACGGAGAUGUGAACAUCCACUUGUGCCCUGAGCACCACCGGCCAAGUCUGAGCAGGAUUAAACUUGCUAUUAAAUAUGAGGUCAAAAAGUUUGUUGCUCACCCCAACUGCCAGCAGCAAUUGCUCACCAUGUGGUACGAAAACCUCUCAGGCUUACGGCAGCAAUCCAUAGCUGUGAAGUUCUUGGCUGUUUUUGGGGUCUCCAUCGGGCUGCCCUUCCUCGCCAUAGCCUACUGGAUUGCUCCCUGCAGCAAGCUGGGACGUACCCUCCGAAGUCCUUUCAUGAAGUUUGUGGCUCAUGCAGUUUCUUUCACAAUCUUCCUUGGACUGUUAGUAGUGAACGCCUCAGAUCGCUUUGAAGGAGUCAAAAAUCUCCCCAACGAGACCAUCACGGAUCAUCCAAAACAAAUAUUCAGAGUCAAAACAACCCAGUUCUCAUGGACAGAAUUACUGAUCAUGAAGUGGGUAUUAGGUAUGAUAUGGUCGGAGUGCAAGGAGAUCUGGGAAGAGGGUCCACGUGAAUAUGUGGUGCAUCUCUGGAACCUGCUGGACUUUGGGAUGCUGUCCAUCUUCGUGGCAUCGUUCACUGCCAGGUUCAUGGCUUUUCUUAAAGCCUCUGAGGCACAGCAGUACGUAGAUCAGUACGUUCAGGAUGAUGACCUCAAUAAUGUCACCCUUCCCCCUGAAGUUGCUUACUUUACCUAUGCCAGGAACAAGUGGCUCCCCUCGGAUCCCCAGAUCAUUUCAGAAGGCCUGUAUGCCAUAGCUGUGGUACUCAGCUUCUCCCGCAUUGCUUACAUUCUUCCAGCCAACGAAAGCUUCGGCCCCCUGCAGAUCUCUCUGGGGAGGACCGUGAAGGAUAUCUUCAAGUUCAUGGUCAUCUUCAUCAUGGUGUUCCUAGCCUUCAUGAUUGGGAUGUUCAACCUUUACUCUUACUACCUUGGUGCAAAGUACAACCCCGCGUUUACAACGGUAGAAGAAAGUUUUAAAACCUUAUUCUGGUCAAUAUUUGGCUUAUCUGAAGUGAUAUCUGUGGUGCUGAAGUACGACCAUAAAUUCAUUGAGAAUAUUGGAUAUGUACUCUAUGGAGUAUAUAACGUGACUAUGGUGGUUGUGCUGCUUAAUAUGCUAAUAGCCAUGAUCAACAACUCCUAUCAGGAAAUUGAGGAGGACGCAGAUGUGGAGUGGAAGUUUGCACGUGCCAAGCUCUGGCUAUCCUAUUUUGAUGAAGGAAGGACUUUACCUGCUCCUUUUAAUCUAGUGCCAAGCCCUAAAUCAUUUUAUUAUCUCAUACUGAGAAUAAAAAUGUGCCUCAUAAAACUCUGCAAAUCUAAGGCCAAAAACUGUGAAAAUGACCUUGAGAUGGGGAUGCUGAAUUCCAAAAAACGGAAAGUUCGUUUUCACUCUAGCAUUCAAAACACAGAGAGUUUUUCUGUGAAGAACGCUUACACCAAGCCCACAAGAUACCAGGUGACAGCCCUACCUCCCUCUGGAUUCUACUACCUUGGCCAUCUCCAGCACACCAAGAUAAUGAAGCGCCUGAUUAAGCGCUAUGUGCUGAAGGCUCAGGUUGACCGGGAAAAUGACGAGGUCAAUGAAGGAGAACUUAAAGAAAUCAAACAAGAUAUUUCCAGUCUUCGCUAUGAACUCUUAGAGGAAAAGUCCCAAGCUACUGGUGAGCUGGCAAAAUUAAUACAGCAGCUGAGUGACAAGUUUGGGAAGACCUUAAAUAAGGACAUUUGAUGGAGAAUACAGAGAAAGACAACUUGUUUUCUAAACAUUGUUCAUUCUCAACCAGCAUCUUAGGAGGGCAAAAAACACAUGAAGGAUGGGUACUGCACACUCAGCUUUUGCUGACAAGCAAGUGUUGGUAGGAGCACUUUGCAUUUCUCCUGCAUUUGGUCAGUGACCAGUUAAAUCUUUUCUGAUACAAAAGUGACUUAAUGGUAAAAAUCUAUGCCCCUCGACAUCAGAAACAGAUGCACCACAGAGAAGGCACCUCCUGUUAAAGACAGAAAAAGCCAGAUCUUCAUUCAUCUGACUCCAGAGAAAACAAUGCAACUGUGCUCAUUAACAGCAACAGAGUUUGUACUGACCAGGAAUGGGUGAAGCCUGAAGAAAAAAUGUGCCAAGCAUAUUCCCUGCAAAAAUUUUUUAAUUCCUAUUCUUGGGUGUGUACUCUCCUUUUAUAUUUACAUUGGAACCCUGAAUAUAACUUUGGCAACCCUGAAUAUAACUUUGAUCAGCACUGUGGCUAAUGAAAAACUAAUGAGAAAUCAUCUGUUGAAGUGACUAAGGCAGUGAACAAGAAGUAGACACUGACAGCACUGGAAAAAUGAAACCAAGCUUGUGGGGUAAAUGAUCCUUUAACCUGAUUAAAGGAUUUGCAGCCAAACACUCCUGUCCACCUUUUCCAGCUGUAUUAGCUAGUCUGCUGAUGGAUAUGGUCUCUUUGUAUGCACUUAGCCUCUCUUUUAUCUUUAGUCGAUCCCAUCUCCGACCACAGUGUACUGAAAUAUUCGUAAUGAUGUGAAACUCACUUCCCAGGAAUACCGGAGAUAAAACACCUUGUGCUAAUGUAUUCAGUUCAAAGAACAACAUUAAUCCAGAGACAGCGAUGCAACUGAGCUCAGCUUUCAGAUUCCAGAGGUCAAACUGCAAGCCAUAGGGAGAGAUCAAUCACAAAGAACAUUGCCCAGUAGUGUCCAGACUUGAUAUUAGUACAAAAAAGUUUCAAUUGAACAUUCUGACCAAAAAAAAAAAAAAAAAAAAAAAAAAAAGAAAUAAAGGAAAAAUCAUUGUAGAAAUUGUUGUCAUGUUUUUGGCUCUUACAGAAGAUGAGAAAGGGAUUCAAACCACACAUUCUAAGGCUGUGGUAAUAGAAGGAUCACACUGUUUCAACAGAAAAGUUGUAAGUCUGUGCAACAGAACUGCAAACAUGGAUGGCUUGGGUUUUCAUGGUUGGCUACAUGAUUUCAACUACUUAAAGCACACCUUACUACUUGGGAACCAUGGAACUGGACUGUUUGUUUACAUGAGACACCUACAAAAUGAACAUGACAUCUAGGUUUCAGCUGAGACAAACAAGCAGAGCCAGAAGGUGACCUGUGAUCAGUUCUUAAGUGCCAGAUGAGAAUACAUAUAGCCUAUUAGAAUAAUAGUUAUAUUUGUACAAAAAAAUGAAAGAAAACAAAAUAAAAAAGUGUACUGUACGUAGAUCCGUUUAGAGAAAAAAAUACUGUAUUUUUACCUUUAAUAAAAUUAUCUUGUAUACUGUAAUAUUUUUACCUAAAAAUGGAAACAAAAUAAAAUUACCUCAUAAUA